Messenger RNA from Prorocentrum cordatum, 873 nucleotides. Lineage: Eukaryota; Dinophyceae; Prorocentrales; Prorocentraceae. The record is from the annotation of a GenBank genome assembly.
GGCGCGGCGGUGGCUGUCCAGGUCUUGAACUCGUCGGAAGUGGCCCGCAGUUGGAUGUCUGUGUCGUUUGCGGGGGUUGAGCUGGUCGACCUCGUCGCCUUCCAGGCCCGGUUGGCCCCAGUGCGACGCGCGGUGGCUGAGCGCGACCUCGCAGCCCUGAACCAGGACGCGCUUCGCGGGACAGGGCGGGCCAAAUUGGCGUCGGAGAUGAUUUCUGCUGCGCGGCGGAAGGCGAGAUUGUGGGUUCCGCCUGCAAAACAGUUCACGCUUCGAGCCGCGCGCGUCGGUGACUCGUUCAACGCAGAUCCAGAGGCGAAACUGACGGCUCUCGCAGACGAUUGGGCCCCUGUUCCGGCGCGGCCGCCAACAUUUCCCCUGCGCGCCAAGCUGCGCGCGCAGAAGUUUGUCACGGCCUGCGACUACCCGAGCAUGGCGCCACCAUCGGGCCUGCGACUACCCGACUACUUGCUCGUACCCUUCGCCGGCUGGCUCUGUCUCGGUCGGCACCAGGCGUCGAUGGUCUCCCAUGCGCGGCGUGGGCCGGUCACGGUGAAGGGGCAGAGGGACUAUGGUAUUGAUCGGUCCCCAGAUUCUGUUCGCAUGCUUGGGCUGCGGAAUACCGAUAUGAAGGUCAUCUCGGCGAUGCUCAGCGCCUCCUUCACCCCGAUUCUGCAGCUGACGACGUCCAUGGCGCAGCGCGGCUUCAUCGCUGGCCGUCAGUUCGCCUCUAACAUCCCCGAGAUCGACGUCAUGGCAAGAGUGGCAUCAGUGGCACCGCAGGCUGAAACCAAGCGCCCACUCCUGGUAGCACUGGACUUCGGCCAGGCGUUCCCCAGCCUCAGCCAGGAGCACCUCUUUGCAAUUCUGGAAUAG